Messenger RNA from Diaporthe amygdali, 363 nucleotides. RefSeq lists its product as uncharacterized. Lineage: Eukaryota; Fungi; Ascomycota; Sordariomycetes; Diaporthales; Diaporthaceae. Bases 1 to 363 code for a protein of 120 amino acids. The record is from RefSeq and is a predicted model, not a curated record. The transcript has 2 exons.
AUGGGUUCCUUCUGCGGCAAGCAGUCGAGGGACGACAACUUCAGCGGGCCAGGCCGGCGACUCGACUCCCCCCCGCCCGAGAGAGCCACCGCGCCGCUGCCCAGCAACAAGCGUGUGGUCGGCGGGGCCCCUCGGACGCUGGGUGGCUCAUCGACCGCAGGUGCCGGAGAUGCGAGAAGGGCCGCUGCCGACGCUGCCGAGGCAAGGGCGAGAGCUGCAGAAGACAGGGCCACCGGCAAGUUGGGCAGCCAGCUGCAGCAGCAGAAGAAGCAGACCAUGAAUGAGACCAUGAAGCAGGCCGCACAGGAGGAGGCGCGGCGGAGGGAGAUUGAGGCGUCGGAUGCACAACGGAAUUACAACUGA